CGCAAUCCCGCCAUGCAGCAGGUAAUAAACACCGAAGUGGUCGAAUUACUCACCGCUAACCGGAUAGAACCCUCCAGGAGCGCAUAGAGCUCACCAAUUGUACUAGUCAGAAAGAAACAAGGAACCUGGCGGAUGUGCAUUGAUUAUCGUCAACUCAAUGCCGCUAGUGAACCCGACGCGUACCCACUGCCUCAAAUCGGAGCCAUUUUGGACCAGCUAAAAGAAGCAAAGUACAUCUCAACCAUCGACUUAAAGAACGGCUACUGGCAGAUACCGUUAGCCAAGAAGUCUCGGCCAUAUACCGCCUUCACCGUUCCCGGCCGAGGACUUUUUCAAUGGAAGGUAAUGCCCUUCGGACUACACUCCGCCCCAGCCACCUUCCAGCGCGCCCUCGACUCUAUACUCGGCCCGGAAUUGCAACCAAAAGUGUUCGCCUACUUAGACGAUAUCAUCGUGCUAGGCGAAACGUUCACCGAACAUAUGACCUACUUACGCGAAGUCUUUCAUAGACUUCAGAACCACAAAAUGCAAAUCAACUUCGAGAAAUGCAGUUUUGUACACACCGGGAUACACACCGACCCUGGAAAAGUAGCCGCG
Messenger RNA from Rhagoletis zephyria (snowberry fruit fly), 597 nucleotides. Its product is annotated as RNA-directed DNA polymerase homolog. NCBI's taxonomy places the organism in Eukaryota, Metazoa, Arthropoda, Insecta, Diptera, Tephritidae. The record is from RefSeq and is a predicted model, not a curated record.